CGCCGACGAGGGGCGGGAUCCGAAGCCAGAUGCCCCCGCCUCUCUCCCUCUGGCCCCGCCCCUCGCGCGCCGGCCCCGCCUCCAGGCCCAUUCCAAGAUGGCGGGGAUCCCCCUGUACUUUGUGGACUUGCAGGAUGACUUAGACGAUUAUGGAUUUGAGGACUACGGUCCCUCAUGCGAUGGCAUGAGGGUGACAGCCUUCUUGGACGUUCUGGGCCAGGACAAUCUGCCUGCACUUGCUCGCCUGGAAAAGUACACUUUCAGUGGCAACAUCUUCAACUGUCAGAUUAUUGCCAGAGGGCUGCUUGAUAUCUUCCGGGACUUCAGUAACAAUGAAGAAGACUUCAUAACGGUAAUGGAGAUCGUGGUCAGAUUGUCAGAAGAUGCAGAGCCCACAGUGCGGGCUGAGCUGCUGGAACAGAUUCCUCCUAUUGCCAUUUUUCUACAAGAAAACAGGUCUGAUUUUCCAGUGGUGCUCUCUGAACAUCUCAUACCCAUCGUGGUGCGGUGCCUCGCAGAUCCAAACAACCAGGUUAGAAAAUCAAGUCAGGAGGUGCUGUUGAUUCUUCUGGAACAAGAUCUAAUUUUCCAGCACGAUAUUGAAAACAAAGUGUGUCCAAUCCUGCUGGCGCUCUCUGCCCCUGACGGCGAGGAUGAGUACAAAGCAGAAGCCGUGAGUGUAAUCUGCAAGCUGGCGUCGGUGCUGAGCAAGAGCACGGUUGAGCGCCGGCUGCUCCCUCGAUUCUGUGAGCUGUGUGGUGAUGGGAAGUCGUUCAAGUUCGGAAGGUUUGUGCCACAAAUUUGGGUGAUAUUUGUCGUGCUGUCGGACAAGAAGCCACUGAGAAAUUUUUGCUCCAGUUCAGGUGUUGUCAGCUGCACUGGUUGCCGCACAGCUAGACUCCGUGAAUGAGCCCGAGCGCCCGCCGACGGAGGGCUCAAGGAGGCAUCCAGUUCAGAUCCCAGCCCAGCCUCUGGCAGUCAGCCGGCCCCGGCGGCUUCACCCCCGCAGAAUGAGCUCGCUGCGGCCAGGACGUUACAAAGCACAGGUCCAGGUGAACCUGGCAGUGGAACCAGUGACCACUUGGAGACUGCCCAGAGGCAUGGCUGCAGCCCACUUGAAGAGGAUAAGUCUAAACCACAGGAUAUAAUACCUCAGCCCCUGCUAGAUCAGUAUGUGUCCAUGAUUGACCCAGCUCGAGCCCAGACCGUCGAUACCGACGUCGCCAAACACUGUGCCUACAGCCUCCCGGGGGUGGCGCUGACACUGGGCAGGCAGAAUUGACACUGCCUGAAAGAUACGUACGAGACGCUGGCUUCCGACGUGCAGUGGAAGGUCCGUCAGACCUUAGCCUUCUCCAUCCACGAGCUGGCUGUGAUCCUUGGGGAUCAGUUCACGGCUGCCAACCUGCUGCCCAUCUUCAAUGGAUUUUUAAAGGACCUGGAUGAAGUACGCCUAGGAGUUCUGAAACACCUGUAUGACUUUCUAAAGUUGCUUCAUGAAGACAAGAGGAGAGAAUAUCUUUAUCAGCUUCAAGAAUUUGUAGUGACCGAUAACAGCAGGAAUUGGAGGUUUCGAUAUGGACUGACAGAACAGCUGAUACUGAUUUUGGAACUCUAUCAUCCCAAUGAUGUUUAUGAUUAUUUCGUGCAUAUUGCCUUAAAGUUCUGUGCAGAUAAAGUUUCUGAAGUUCGGUGGAUCUCCUUCAAGCUAGUUGUAGCAAUUCUGCAGAAGUUCUAUUCCAACAGUGAAAGUGCGUUGGGGUUAAAUUUCAUCAAUGAACUCAUCCUAAGGUUCCGGCACUGUUCUAAGUGGGUCGGGAGGCAAGCGUUUGCUUUCAUUUGUCAGGUGAAGGUCAACGCCUCAGGUCGCCCUCUCUACUUAGCAUCUUGGAAGUGAGGUCAUGAUUUGUGUCUGGCUGGGGAGGAUGGCUGUCAUUUUGGAUCGCCUCCGUGUGCCGGGCAUCUUGUCCUACACCUGCUCCUAACAGUAAGGUCUGCCAGGUGUUGGGCUCAGUGCACCCAUGUACUUUUAGACCAGUUGUUCUAGCUGAAGGAGUUGGAGCCCAGAGAGGUUAGGUAACUUGCUCAGGGUCACCCAGGAAGUGUAAAGCCAUGAUUUUCUUUCUGCUGAACUGUUAUUUUAACAGUUUUAACUUUUCCUCAUGCACACGGUCUAUCAUAUACGAAGGUAGAGGGAACAGUAGAAUGAACCUGCACGUACUUGUCACCCGGCUUUGUCAGUAAUACAGUAAAUCUGUGAUCGGGCUCUACCUGAGCCCUGGCCCCGCAGCAGCCCCCUUUCCCUCCCCCAGAACCACUCGGCCUCCCUACUGAGGAACUCACCAGGGCCCCCUGUAGGCCCGCAGGGGUAUCACAGGGGUACUUUGGCCAUCUACUUGCAGAAGGGCAGUAGGGGACAGGGUCGGUGCCAAAGUCACAAAGCACAGGCCUGAUACCACAGACUUUCAUGAAGAAGUCAGUGCUGCCCACUAUUUUGUAGAGAAAGGGUAAAUGAGAUAUUUUUGCUUUUAUUUUUAAAUUCUUUUUCUGAGAUUUAGACAAUCCGCGAUGAAACAAGGAAAAGGCACCAACUAAUUUUGUUCGAGAAAAAUCAGUUUUUUGGUGUGCCUUCAUUAAAGCUUUAGAAAACCUACAGUAACACAAACAAAAGGAGAGUGUCCUCAGCCAGGAGAACCUCCCGGUGGGCACGUGGAUCACUGUUUAAACGCAGGGAGGCGUCGCAACCUGGAGACGGGGGGCCGACUUUGGAGUCAAAACCUGUUACUUUGAAGCCUGGGUCUACUGCUUCCCUGCUGGGUGGCCUUGGGCGAAGAACCCUCUCUGCACGGCCUUUCCGUGUUCUGUAAGAUGGAGUUCCCGGGGUACAGGCCUGCCUCCUGGUGUGGCCCUGAGGCUUUAGCGAGCUGACGCAUCCGAGUAGCCAGGCACGGUGCCGGGGACCUGGAGAGCACCUGGAGAGCAUAUCAGCUGCUGUUGUUACCCGGCAGUGGGAAGAGCUGCAGGAUUUAGAAUCCACAUUCCUUCCUUGGAAUCUCCACCUGCUGCUGCCUGUGGGUCUUGAGCCUUUGGGUGUCACCACAACAUUGGACUCACCUGUAAAACUAGGCUCAGUCUGAUUUCCAUGGCUGGCUAUAAGAAUGAAAUGGGAGAAUCCACAUACGACUCUGUAAGUAGAGCAGCAGUAAAUGCUAGGUGUUCACAGAGGGCCGGGCACUGAAUUGGGGUCUGGGAUUUGGCUGUCAUGUGAUAGGCGUGGUCCCUGUCCUCAAAGCCUGAGCUCUGGUGAGUAACAGGCGUGAAGGUUCCCAACCCUUGUUGGCGGGCGCUACGCUAGCCUUUGCAAAAAUGAUCUGCCAUCCCCAUUGCUACUCCAUGGUACAGGUGAGGAAACCGAGGCCCGGAAAGGUGAAGCCACUUGCUCAUGGCCACGAAGCUAGAAGUGACCAGGUUAGGUUUUGAACCUGGACCUGUCUGACUCCAAAGCCUUUGACUUCCCCACCAAAUAUUACACCACUUGUACCCCAGUGCUUGGUAAUGAACUAUAAAAGUGUUAACUGUGUUUCUAACCAAAUUCGGUGGUUGAGAUUUUAAAAUUGAGACACACACACACACACACACACACACACACACACACACACACACACACACACACACACACUCCUCAGACCAAAAGAUCCUGAAAUUACUUCUUUGGAAUUACAGAAGUGGAUGUUUCUAGAAAAACCGUGCUCAUCACUAUUGAAAAAGGUCUGUUUUCCGGCUCUGGCUUUCUCUUCAUCACAGGCAGUGGUGAGCGAGGAGUGUAUCCCUGUGGACCAGUUUGUUGAACACUUACUCCCCAGCCUUGUAAGCCUUGCAUCAGAUCCUGUGCCAAACGUAAGGGUUUUGCUAGCCAAAGCUCUAAAACAGACACUGUUGGAAAAGGUGUAUUUUAGAAAUGCCGGUAACCCUCAUCUUGAAGUCGUUGAAGAGACUGUCUUAGCGUUGCAGUCCGACCGGAACCAAGAUGUUUCCUUUUUUGCCACCCUAGAACCAAAGCGGCGGAAUAGUAUAGACACUACCAUGCUAGAAAACCAGAAUUAGCCAGUCUGUGGUCACUCACAAUCUGGUCAUUUCAUGUGUGGCAUAUGCUGCUCACCAUACCUUGAAGGGGAACUGAUUGUAUCAUACCUGCCCAGGGAGGACAGAUUUCUGAAACUCUGAUGUUGUGUGUGCAAAUGACGCCUUUCCCAUCUGCACUCACGGGAACUACUGCUGGGAUGGGCAGGAGUCCCAGGUGGCCCGGCCUGUGCUGGGCUCCUGUGCCCCUGCCUGCCUGAUGAGGAAAUCUGUUAAAAGGCUGUAGAACCAGGUGGCUCACUGGGGGGGGGGGGGGACGGGACCUCCAUGGCAUCAGACUGCCUGUGAGCGGUUUGUUUUCUCUAUUACAGACUAUAUUAUUUAACCCCCAGCCAACCCCUCCCCCCCAAAAAUCAA
Molecule: messenger RNA, 4497 nt
Organism: Lagenorhynchus albirostris (white-beaked dolphin)
Lineage: Eukaryota; Metazoa; Chordata; Mammalia; Artiodactyla; Delphinidae
Product: putative serine/threonine-protein phosphatase 4 regulatory subunit 1-like
Exons: 17
Coding region: 98-910 (270 amino acids)
Biological process (GO): protein dephosphorylation
Molecular function (GO): protein phosphatase regulator activity
Source: RefSeq, a predicted model, not a curated record